GUCCUUUCUGUUUUUCACUUUUAAGAUUAAAAAUCACUUUCUUUCUUUCUUCUUCAUCGUUUCCCUCCUUUCACUCUCCACCAGAGAUUCCUUCGAUCAUCUUCCCCGAUUCAGAGAUGGGAAAAUACAUAAAGAAGUCAAAGAUCGCCAGCGGAGCCCUUUCCAUAAAAGACAUCUCUCACCAAACCGCUUCCGGUUUUCGCACCAGAGCCGCCAAGAACCUCGCCCUGCAUCGUCUCCGAUCUCACUCAACUCCGCCGUCCGUCGACGCUGACUCAUUUCGUUACCUCCAGAUCCGGAGCCGCCGUCUCGUCAAGCUUCCGUUACUCGCCGAGACAAAGAAACAACAGCAGAAACAGCUUAUAAACAGUGUCGGUAAACGACAAACGACGAACCCUAGAGCCAACUCCGUGUCGUCAGAAGAGCCGACCACGAAUCUGGAAGAAGAUUGUGGUAGCAACUUGGUGAAAUCGGAGUCUGGUUGUAGUCUUGGAGAGAAAGGUUCCGAGCUCGAAUCAGGAGACAGAGAAACGACGCCGUGUAGCUUAAGAAGAGGCUCAGAAGAAGCUACACAAAGUGUUACUUCGUCUAAUGAGAUUGAAGACUUCUUUGCAUUCGCAGAGCAGCAGCAACAGAGAUGCUUCGCUGAAAAGUACAACUUUGAUAUUGUGUCGGAGAAUCCAUUGCCAGGACGUUACGAAUGGAUCAAAGUGGUGGUACCAUGAAUGUGUGUUUGAUGUAACAUUAUGCUGUAAAGUUGUGUGAUUUAUUAGGAAGAUCUGUGUUGGAACAGAGGCAAUGCAAAAUUGCACACAGACUAACAAAGACUAGCCUUAAUAAAAACCCCUUAUGUUAGGGGUUUUUGAGGGGUUGGGGGGGUUAACUUGUUAGUUAAGGUAAUAAUGUAAUGUUUUAAUCUCUCUAAUUUGCAAUAAAAUAAAAAAAUAGUUCUAAAUGUU
Messenger RNA from Raphanus sativus (radish), 959 nucleotides. RefSeq names its product cyclin-dependent kinase inhibitor 5-like. The coding region runs from base 117 to 725 and encodes 202 amino acids. Gene Ontology annotation, molecular function: cyclin-dependent protein serine/threonine kinase inhibitor activity. Gene Ontology annotation, biological process: negative regulation of cyclin-dependent protein serine/threonine kinase activity. Gene Ontology annotation, cellular component: nucleus. The record is from RefSeq and is a predicted model, not a curated record. The transcript is spliced from 3 exons. NCBI's taxonomy places the organism in Eukaryota, Viridiplantae, Streptophyta, Magnoliopsida, Brassicales, Brassicaceae.